Messenger RNA from Castor canadensis (American beaver), 4533 nucleotides. Lineage: Eukaryota; Metazoa; Chordata; Mammalia; Rodentia; Castoridae. The record is from RefSeq and is a predicted model, not a curated record.
GGACAGACGUGUGCUUCAGCCUGCCCAGGUCUGUGACAUUUUGAAGGGUGUAAUUUUGGUAGUCUGCUAUUUCAUGAUGCAUUAUGUCGACUACUCCAUGAUGUACCACCUGAUAAGGGGGCAGUCUGUCAUCAAGCUCUAUAUCAUCUACAACAUGCUGGAGGUUGCUGAUCGUCUGUUUUCAUCAUUUGGACAAGACAUAUUAGAUGCUCUCUACUGGACAGCAACAGAGCCUAAAGAAAGAAAAAGAGCCCACAUUGGAGUAAUACCACACUUUUUCAUGGCCGUUCUCUAUGUCUUUUUGCAUGCAAUUCUUAUAAUGGUUCAGGCAACAACUCUCAAUGUAGCUUUUAACUCACACAACAAGUCAUUGCUUACUAUCAUGAUGUCUAAUAAUUUUGUUGAAAUUAAAGGAAGUGUUUUCAAGAAGUUUGAAAAGAACAAUCUCUUUCAAAUGUCAAAUAGCGUGUGUUUAAGAAACAUGGAACAGUUUUCUUGGAAUCCAGAUCAUUUCUGGGUACUAUUUCCGGAUGUCUGUAUGGUGAUUGCAUCAGAAAUUGCUGUGGAUAUUGUAAAACAUGCCUUUAUCACCAAGUUCAAUGACAUUACUGCAGAUGUCUACAGUGAAUAUAGAGCCAGCCUUGCUUUUGACCUUGUUAGCAGUCGACAGAAGAAUGCAUACACUGAUUACAGUGACUCAGUGGCACGAAGGAUGGGAUUUAUUCCUCUCCCUCUAGCUGUCUUACUCAUCAGAGUUGUAACAAGCUCAAUUAAAGUACAAGGAAUCCUGUCUUACGCCUGUGUCAUACUCUUCUAUUUUGGGCUGAUUACCCUGAAAAUACUUAAUAGCAUCGUGCUGUUGGGGAAAUCAUGCCAAUAUGUAAAGGAUGCCAAAAUGGAAGAAAAGCUGUUUAAUCCUCCCCCUGCCAGCAUGCCAGGAAAACCAGGCAGUAAAUCACAAAACAAAUGUAAAUCCUCUCAAGGCCUUUCCACGGAAGAAAACCUGUCUGCUUCGGUCACCAGCCAGCCUGUUCAUCAAAAGGAAAGUGUCAUACCUUUACUUGUGACCAGCAAUUCUGAUCAAUUUUUGACAACUCCAGAUGGUGAUGAGAAGGACAUAACACAAGAAAAUUCUGAAUUAAAACACAGAUCCUCAAAGAAAGACUUGUUAGAGAUAGACAGAUUCACAAUUUGCGGAAACCGAAUCGACUGAAUUCUGUGGCUCGUGUGCUGCCGUGCUGGGCCCUGGAGCAGGUGCUGUGCAGCCAGGACACACAUGCCAAAUGGCACUUCAAUAUUUAUUUAAAAACUUAAAUUAUUAAUGGCAAGCAAAUCUUAGUAUCUUUCUUCUGAUAAUGUGGUCUGGCUGAAGGUCAGAUCGUGGAACAGCAGCGGCUUUCACCCUUGACUCCAGGAAACUUAAUGGAUGACCAACACUUCUCUGCCUGGCGAAGCAGCAGCAGCAGCAGCAGCUCUUCUAGGACCAGGCAGAGCAGGGGCCCAGUCUCUUUUGCUUUGUCAGCCUGGGCUUCCAGAAUAUUGAGUUUUGCCUCAAGGCCCCUUCAGUAUAUGGAUAUACCUGGGAAACUGUGAAGCUUUCCAGUCUCAUACUAUUUUUACAAACAGUUUUCAAACUUCAUCUGCCAAAGCAUUCAAAAAUUAUUAAACAUAAGUCAGGAUAAAUGCCCUUACCACCAGAGUAAACCUCAAUGAUAUAUCUGAGCUAAUCAGUCAGAAUAAAAGGCUACCUUAAUUACGGUGUGAUGAAUAGUAGCAUUUUAUAGAAAAUAAAAAACAAGCCCUAAGCCAGUUCAUUUAUUUAAAAGAAAAAAAAUUAAUGAAGGUAUACACUAUUGAGAAAGUAUAUCAUAAUUUUUCAGUUUACUCUUUAAAACAAAAUGUGAGCUAUGUGCUAUUUAAUUGCAGUGGAUAAAAUAGGAAGUUUUCUUACAAAAAGGCACUUUUUUUACUGAAAAAGCAGUGUUAACUUUAACGUAUAGUUAACUGGUUUUGCUUCAAAACUAAUUGCCUCAACAGUUGUUCCAGCUAAAAGAAGUUGAUGAAUAGGCUGAAAAAUUGUCAGUGUACAAAAUUCAAAACUGUUGACAUAAACUGGAUUUUUUAAGCAACAGUUUUAUGGUCAAUAUUCCACAUAGAUUGGGCCACCUCAUCUCACUUGGCUGAUACAGUGCAUCCGUCGUCCUCUCUGGAGCAUCAGAAUUGCGCCUGUGCCAGGCGGGGUCUGUGAUCUGUGGGCAGGCUGUUCCGUGGUGAGAGAGGACCUUGUGUGAAAGAAAAUGGGGAAGUUUGGGACAUGCAGACGCCAGUCUGGGCACAGGGAGGCAUUUGACUGGAUGUUCGGAACAGCAACCAAAAAGUGCUUUUUGGUUUAUUCGAAGUCAAGAUUCCAUUUCUGCUCUAUCCCUAGUUGGUAGCCUGCAUCAUAGGACAGAUGAUUUCCAUCCCAUUUUGUCUUGAGACUUCUUUCUACAUUUCUAUAAAAAUUUGACCACUUCUGACUUCAGAAUCAUGCAGAAGAUGGUACUGUCAACCUUAUUUCCUUUGACAUUUCAAUUUUUAAAUUAAGCUUUCAGGCAAAUGUUUCAGGCAUAUUUACACAGAAGGCAAGUGCUAGGUGAUUUGUCUGUACCCUGGGUAAAAUAUAAAGCAGACUUUAAUGCUUUGGCUUGUUCAUUUGAAAUACAAAAAUGGUUUUAAUUUUUGUACUAACUAAAGAAAUCUGAAUGUUGAUGUUGAAGAUACUGUACAGACAUGCCUUGUGAAGCCAGGAACUAUUUUUAAGUUAAAAUGAACAUUUUAAUUAUUUUGCUAUGUCUCAGUGGGGCCCCUUUUUAAAUCUGUUUUUUUUCUAUCUCCUUUUCUCCAAAAAAGGAACAAUGUUAUGGUGAAGAGGAAGAGUCUGGAGAAGGUGUUGCCAAACAACCCUGACCAGAGCAAGACCAUGGUUGGGGUGCACCUUUCAGUUCCACUUCAGUUUUCUGUUACUGUGCUGUCGCUUUCAUUUCUUUUGCAGAGGCUGUUGGGAGUGUCGGAUGACACUCAUUUCUUCUGUCACAGUGGCACUCAGUACUGAUUUUAUAAGUGCAUCUUGUGUGAAACUCAAUAAAUUCAAUUUUGUAAUCUUUUUUUAAAAAGGUCAUUGAAUUUAUUUUAGUAAUAUUUUCUGUUGUAUUUGGUGGAUUGUGUUUCCUACACCAUAAUAAGAAUUUAUUUCUAAUUUACAAAUGAUGGGAUCAUCUUAAUUUCAAUUACUUUUUUGUUCUACAUAGUGGACCCAGGUUGUAUUUUGUCUUUGAAAGAAUGGCCUGGACCUUGAUCAUACACCAUGAAGGCAUUUGCACUUUACAGGUGUCUUGAAUGUCACAUGAUGUACUUUUCACACUGGGAACCAAAAUCUAGAUGGUGCUUUUUUGUUUGUUUUGUUUAAAUCUAGUUAAGGUAUACCAUAGGUCAACUUAGUAGCUUUUCCUUUUGAAUCAAAGUAAAAAUACUAAAUGCUAUUCACGAAUUCAUCCAGACUUGUAUGUGCACUUUAGACUUAUAUUCAUUAUACAUCAGCAUGAAAGAAACUUGCUAUGAAUUUAUCUGCCAGAAUUGCUGAGGAAAAAAGAAAAAAAGAAACCUGCAAUGACUAGCAACUGUUAACUCAGCAGAGAAGAGAAGCUCACAAAAUUAUUUUAAUCACUAAAUUUUUGUGUAUUUCAACUUCUGUAUUUGUUAAUCCCCUCCUGUGUCUCAGGAACUGUCUUGAGUAGGUGUCACCAAGGCCACUGGGAAAAGCCAGCAGCAACAAGUCUACUGGUCACAGGUUGUCCAGUGUCCAAAUAACCUCUUAGGCUUAUUUCUCUCCUAAAAUAAAAACACUUACCAUUUUUAUUUAAUGCUGAUUUUUUUUCCUAAUUAUAUUUGCUCAAAAUAAUUCUAUAGCUGUUCUGCAGUGUUUCUAAAGUAGAAAGAGACAAGAAAAUGCUUUUUUAUUAAAGACUGAGUUGUCCACCAGAAUCUGUUCUCGUGGACUAUACAACUGUAAGCAUAGUGUUGCAGCUAGGCACAUAGCCACUUUGAUAGGGACUACAUUUCCCAUCACUCUUGCUGUUGCAUGUGGCCUAGUGGCUAAUUCUCGCUGAGGGGGUAUAAGUUAAAGGAAUGUAUGCCAUUAAGACAGUAGGUCUGUCCCUUCCCACCAGCUGGAACUCAGAGAAGAUGGUGGCCUUGCUGGGCCAUACAGAUAAGUGCACAGCACCCUGAGUGGCCAAGCCAUGCAAGAGGAGGGACCUGGGUUCCUGGGUGCUCUGAAGAGCAGAGCUGCUGGUCAGCUUAGAAACCCAGGUUAUAUAUGAGAGGAACAUAGCUUAGAAAAUGCCUUUGGGCUAAGCCACUGUGUCUGCAGACUAGCCCCCAUUGGCAUACCAGGAAUCUGCAAAGCUCUUAGAGAAGAGAGGUGUUAGAACUAACUGUAAAACAUUGUUCUGAAGCUACUCCUUGUAGCUCCUGUUCACUGUAAGGAAAAGG